CUUUAUCAUUUACUCUCAAACUCCAGCCUAGUUUAGAAGCUCCAGCAUGGGGCUAAGAUUUGUUAUAGUUGCCCUGUGUUUAGGAACUUGGUGGUUUUCCUCUUCCUCUAGUAGCAUAGUUAAAAUCAGUCUAAAGAAGCGGCGUUUAGACUUGUACAGCGCUAAUGCUGCAAGGAUUACCAGCACUAGUACUAGUUCAGCUGCAGCUAGCUUGGGAUCCGAUGUUGUUUACUUAAAGAAUUAUCUAGAUACCCAAUACUACGGGGAGGUUUCCAUCGGAUCACCUCCCCAAACUUUCACUGUCGUCUUCGACACUGGCACCUCCAAUCUUUGGGUUCCUUCUUCAAAAUGCGUUUUCUCAAUUACAUGCUAUCUCCAUUCCAAGUUCAGGGCCAGGAUGUCCCGAACUUACACCAAGAUCGGUGUACCUUGCGACAUUGAUUAUGGUUCUGGAUCCAUUUCGGGCUUCUUCGGCCAAGAUUACAUCAAACUUGGCGACGCUACUGUUAGAGAUCAGGAGUUUGUUGAGGUUACAAAACAAGGAGUUUUACCCUUCGUUGGUACGCAGUUUGAUGGGAUACUUGGACUUGGGUUUCAGGAUAUUGCUGUUGGCCAAGCUACACCCGUGUGGUCUAAUAUGGUACGGCAGGGUCAGAUUAACCAGAAGCUUUUCUCACUCUGGCUAAAUCACGAUCCAACCGUGGGAAUGGGUGGUGAGAUUGUGUUUGGAGGUCUUGAUUGGAGGCAUUUCAGAGGUGAACAUACUUUUGUCCCAAUAACACAAAAGGGUUACUGGCAGAUUCAGGUGGGAGAUGUGCUUAUUGGCAACGGUUCAACAGGAAAAUGUAAACAUGGGUGUGCUGCCAUUGUGGACUCGGGGACUUCAUUUCUUGCUGGUCCAACUGCUAUUGUCACUCAAAUAAACCAUGCAAUCGGAGCACAAGGAAUCGCGAGCUUGGAAUGUAAAAGUGCUGUCACAAAAUAUGGCAAUUUGAUGUGGGAAUCUCUAGUAUCCGGGUUGCGCCCUGAAUUUGUAUGCGUUGAUGUUGGACUCUGCGUAUAUAACAAUGCUUCGAGGAGUGGCGUAAGUGGGAGUAAUUAUAAAACGGCGCCUUUAGAAGAGAAUGUGGUAUGCACUUUCUGUGAAAUGAUAGUGUUCUGGAUUCAAGUACAACUUAAGCAACAGAAAGCAAAGGAAAAAAUAUUCAAAUACGUGGAUGAGUUGUGCGAGAGGCUUCCAGAUCCGUUGGGGAAAGCAUUUGUAGACUGCAAUGACAUCUCAAGCAUGCCACAUAUUACAUUCAACAUUGGGAAUACUUCAUUUCCCCUGUCUCCACAUCAGUACGUAGUUAGAGUGGAGGAGAGGUAUGCUACAAUCUGCCUCAGCGGGUUUACUGCUUUAGAUGUGUCCUCUCCACUAGGUCCCCUGUGGGUUCUUGGAGACAUAUUCCUGGGAGCAUAUCAUACCGUAUUCGACUUUGGUAAUCUUCGUAUAGGCUUUGCAACAGCUGCCUAAUCUCAAUAAAUUAUCCAAACUUGACUUUUCAUCCAAGUAUUCUUUUUGUUAACAUUCAGAACACAUAUGUGUUACUUAUUCGUUGCCCUUUCCUGUAAUUCAGAUUGAGUACCUUUAGACACCCCAUAUAAA
Molecule: messenger RNA, 1648 nt
Organism: Mercurialis annua (annual mercury)
Lineage: Eukaryota; Viridiplantae; Streptophyta; Magnoliopsida; Malpighiales; Euphorbiaceae
Product: aspartic proteinase A1-like
Exons: 10
Coding region: 47-1516 (489 amino acids)
Biological process (GO): proteolysis; lipid metabolic process
Molecular function (GO): aspartic-type endopeptidase activity
Source: RefSeq, a predicted model, not a curated record